ACACUCGGCUUCUCGUUUCGUCAUUCCGGUGCUCCGGUCGCCUCGCUCCCUCCCGGUGCUAACACCGUCGGGCUUGGCCGUGGGAGCGUAAUGGCGGUGCACCGGGGACCCUCUACGAAAUGGCUGUUUACCCGGGAGCAGCUGGAAAACACCCCGUCUCGACGCUGCGGGAUAGAGGCGGACAAGGAGCUCUCCUACAGGCAGCAGGCCGCUAAUCUGAUCCAGGACAUCGGCCAAAGACUCAACGUGUCUCAACUAAUAAUCAACACCGCUAUAGUUUAUAUGCAUAGGUUUUAUAUGAUCCACUCGUUCACCAAAUUCAACAGAAAUAUCAUUUCCCAGACCACGUUAUUCCUGGCAGCCAAAGUGGAGGAGCAGCCCAGGAAGCUGGAGCACGUCAUUAAAAUAGCCCAAGCCUUCAUUAACCCGCAGGACCCCGUCCCUGACACUAAAAGCAGUGCAUUCCAACUGCUGGCACAAGAGCUUGUAGCCCUGGAAACGAUAGUGCUGCAAACGCUGGGUUUUGAAAUUACAGUUGAUCAUCCUCACACAGAUGUUGUGAGGUGUUCCCAGCUAGUGCGAGCAAGCAAGGAUUUGGCACAGACUUCCUAUUUCAUGGCUACCAACAGUUUGCACCUCACCACCUUCUGCCUGCAGUAUAGGCCAACAGUGGUUGCAUGUGUCUGCAUCCACCUGGCCUGCAAGUGGUCCAACUGGGAGAUCCCGGUGUCCACAGACGGGAAACACUGGUGGGAGUACGUGGACCGCACCGUAACGCUACAGCUGCUAGAUGAGCUCACCCAUGAGUUCCUUCAGAUUCUGGAGAGGACGCCCAGCAAGCUGAAGAGGAUACGAAACUGGAGGGCUAUUCAAGCAGCAAAGAAACCAAAGACUGAAGGCUCGGCUGUGGAGAGUGCCUUCCAGGGGACGUCCUUAGAUGGCCUUCCUGGUGUAACCAACUCCUUCUUCCCCUCCACCUCCACAUCAAACUCAGAAAUGUCCAGCCUGAGCUCCAUAGCCGCCUCUUACCCCAUGUACCAGCAGCUCAGCGACCAGUUCUCCCAGCCUGCCCACUCAGACUUCACGCUAGUCAAACACAAACACAAAGCCACAGCCGGGUCCAGCAGCGACCACGAGCAGCUGGGCGCCGCUUCCUUUUCACGGCCGCAGAAAGUCUUGACUCUGGAGAAGUACAGGGUGAAGCAAGCAGGAGAGCUGGCCUUGCAGAACGGCGUUAAGGAGGAGGUCGGCGCCGACGUUUAUGCUCCUCCGGCCGUCUCCUCGCACCACCACAAGAGACGCUCCCAGCAGCCGCAGGCCGGCCAGUCGGGUGACGGCAGGCGGGAGAAGGCGAGCUCAAAGAAGCCCCGGCUCGCCUCUUCCUACGCCGAGAACGGCUCCGUCACGGGCGAGGAGUUCAAAAUGAGAAUCAAGGUUUCUUCGGAUCAGGGCGCGAGUCUGUCGGGGAAGGACAAGCACAAAGAGCACGGCGGACACCGCCACUCCAAACACAGCCACUCCCACUCAUACUCCAUCAGCGGGAACAGCAGGGUGACGGCCGACGGCUCUGCCUUCUCUGUCCGAGCUUCCGGCGGCCAUUUUAACGACAGCAGCUCCUCUGGCUCGUCCCGUAAGAGACAGCACGCCGACUCUGGCGGCCACAACAACCACCACCACCACCACUCGUCCUCCAAGAGCAGCAGGUCCUCCAAAGGAGGCGUUGGCUCGGCUCACUACCAGUCAGACGGCGGCCAGAGAGCGAUGGAGCUCCACGACGGGACGAACGGCAUGCUGCUGUCCAACGGCCAACACACUGACUACAAAAACACUUUUGACAUGCUGGACUCUUUACUAAGUGCCCAAGGAAUGAACUUGUAACUGUGAGUCCCUAGAUUUAUCUAGGAUGAGGUUUUAUAGAGUUUAAAAAGUGAAAUUUAUCCGUCUUAAGUUAUCUGCAUCACCCUCAGUCGUGUCUACACACUGAUUAUUGAUGAUUCCUAUCAAUCUAUAGAGCUGUGUAUUAAUUCCUCGCAACGCAAAAGAAAAAAAAACCAUGUGUGAGUUGUUUUAGGAAUGCAGCUGGAAAAUAAUUCCUUUAAUGUUAUUUUAAAAUGAGCUGACAGUUAUUUUAAUGUGCACGUUUUAAAAGUCACAAGAAGAGGAAAAGGAAGAAGAAAAAUGGCUGACAUUUUGCUGCCUUUGUGACAGUUUACACUUAAUUUUUUUGUUGUCCUUCAGUUUUGUUCCACAGAAAUCUCAGGUCUUAAACAUUUUUUGAUAAAAGAGAGAGCCUCCCUCGGGUGCGGUGGGGGAGAAUGGAUCAAACUUUUGUAUCUGAUCCAGAGAAAAAUGGUCUGCUGACGUUACAGAGUGCAGAACAAAUGGGAGGCCCGUUUAUUUAAAGGCCUACCAGAACCUGGUGAGCACUCAUUUCAGAGCUACAGAUGAAGCUAACUGCUGUGGAUCUGCAUCGAAAACACAGCAGCUAAAAUUAAAACAAAAAAAAUCUUGUGAUUGUUCUAGUCAAUCGCUAUUCAGUAUGAUAAAUGUUAUUAACUAUCUGAAAAUACAGAUCUCUAAAGUUGUGUAUAUAGGACUGUAGUUCAGAAGUGUUGGUUACUGCAUCAGUCCAAACAACUCCAUUGUAUUAAAAUCCAAAGCAGACUGUAUUGAUGAACAAAACCUUGACUUAUGUAUUGGGAGCCCAAAUAAAAACACCCAAAACUGACA
Molecule: messenger RNA, 2730 nt
Organism: Xiphophorus maculatus (southern platyfish)
Lineage: Eukaryota; Metazoa; Chordata; Actinopteri; Cyprinodontiformes; Poeciliidae
Product: cyclin-T2-like
Exons: 9
Coding region: 91-1878 (595 amino acids)
Biological process (GO): positive regulation of DNA-templated transcription, elongation; regulation of transcription by RNA polymerase II
Cellular component (GO): nucleus; cyclin/CDK positive transcription elongation factor complex
Molecular function (GO): cyclin-dependent protein serine/threonine kinase activator activity
Source: RefSeq, a predicted model, not a curated record